GAUUCCGCAGAUGGCUUGGGAUUUGAUCUACUGGCUGAUCUGCUUCUUCAUCGACAUUGCUCUCUUCGCCUCAAGCCUUUAUCAGUAUGUGAUGCUAACGGAUUUGGAGGCUGACUAUAUCAAUCCGUUUGAGCUAUCGACUCGUAUCAAUCAGUUGGUUCUUCCGGAGUUCAUUGCGCAUGGAGUGUUCUGUGCUCUGUUUCUGCUGGCACAGCGUUGGUUCAUGUUCCUCUUCACGGUCCCCCUUACUUACUAUAUCGUGAUGCUGUUUAUAAAGCAAAAGCAUCUUAUUGAUGUCACAGAAGUAUUCAGGGUUCUUAACACGGAGAAGAAGUGCCGGCUUGUCAAGCUCGGUGUCUACUUUUGUCUCCUCGCUAUAAUUAUUAUCAGGCUUACAAUAUCUGCUUUCAAUUCUUUGACUGAUGAAGAACAUGCUGUGGAUUAUUUUUGAGUACCCUCUGCUCGACAGUUGAAUAGCCACUCAUGUAAGUUUGUAUUCCAUGUGUUUUAUUUGUACUGUUGAAAAUAUGAUUUCUAGCGCAAUGAAUAGAUAAUUUACACCUCAGAAGGUAGAAUGAACUUCGGUAACUUUUACAUAGCGGGAAACCAUGUCUUUGUUGUUUUGAUAUCUCAAGUAUUCCAAUUCACUAAUAGGAACUGGUAAUGUGGCUUGUAAAUUGGAUCUUUUUGUAUAGUUGACUUUUCUUGAA
Molecule: messenger RNA, 710 nt
Organism: Argentina anserina (silverweed cinquefoil)
Lineage: Eukaryota; Viridiplantae; Streptophyta; Magnoliopsida; Rosales; Rosaceae
Product: protein cornichon homolog 1
Exons: 4
Coding region: 11-451 (146 amino acids)
Biological process (GO): vesicle-mediated transport
Source: RefSeq, a predicted model, not a curated record